AUGCAAACAGACAAAACACUACCUUUUCACAUUCGCAAUCGAUAUCAAAUUUACGAUCAAAAAGAAUGCAGUAAAACUCCGUAUGCAUUUGACUCUCAUGAUGAAUCAAAACGACACAGUGUGAACAAACUCACAAUUGCAAUCCGAAAGCUUAUUUACGUCGCAAAUGAAGAUAUUCUUGUUCUUGGUAUACUUUAUGUUUAUUUCGAUGAAUACAAGCAUGAAAAUAAUCUGCUAUAA
Messenger RNA from Adineta ricciae, 240 nucleotides. The record is from the annotation of a GenBank genome assembly. Lineage: Eukaryota; Metazoa; Rotifera; Eurotatoria; Adinetida; Adinetidae.